UUUGUUCAUAUAUUUCUGAUAUCCCCUUAGAUUCUUGCCCAAAAAUGGAUGCCAAUAGCAAUCUACCGUUAUCAGUUCUUAUGUCAAACCAAACACAGCUGCAUGAAGUUCGCCGUCGUUCUGCUGGUUUUCAUCCAAGCAUUUGGGGACACUAUUUUCUACCUUAUUCUACUCAAACCAAGGAAGCAGAUACACAAGAAUGGCAAGAGCAUCAACAACUAAAGGAAAAAGUAAAGAACAUGCUUGUUGAAGCCCCACACAUUUCUUCUCAAAAAAUAGACUUGAUCAACAAGAUCCAACGCUUGGGAGUAAGCUAUCAAUUUGAAAAGGAGAUUGAAGCAACAUUGCAACUCAUAUUCAGGAGCUACUAUGAAUCGAAUAUCCAACAAGAUGAGAAUGAUCUUUAUAUUGUUUCGUUGCGCUUUCGACUACUUAGACAACAUGGCUAUCAUGCACCUUGCAGUGCGUUCGAAAACUUCACUGCAUGUGAUGGCAAGUUCAAGGAAUCGUUGUUGACCGACAAUGUGCAAGCAAUAUUAGCUUUGUACGAGGCAUCACAUCUUAGAGUACACCGGGAAAAGAUUUUAGAUGAAGCACUCAUAUUUACCACUUCUUACUUAAAAUCCUUGUUACCAAACUUGACUGAUCCUCUUAGAUCUCAAGUCAAUGAAGCAUUGAAGAGGCCAAUUUACAAAAGAUUAACAAGGAUAGAAGCAAGAAGAUACAUAUCAAUUUAUGAAGUUGAUGAAACUCAUGAUAUUGUACUGUUGAAAUUUGCGAAAUUGGACUUCAACAUGCUGCAGAAGGAACAUCAGAGGGAGUUAGGCAAUCUUACAAGGUGGUGGAAGGGAUUAAAUGUCCCCAAAAAUCUACCUUUUGUCCGGGACAGAUUGGUGGAGUGCUACUUUUGGAUGUUAGGAGUGUACUUUGAACCACAAUACUCUUUUGCCAGAAGAUUUCUUUUGAAAGUUAUAGCAAUGACUUCACUUAUUGAUGAUAUUUAUGAUGUCUAUGGAACUCUUGACGAGCUCCACCUAUUCACAGAUGCAAUCCAAAGAUGGGAUGCUGGUGUUGUAAAUGAAUUACCUGAAUAUAUGAGAGUUUGUUAUGUCGCUCUUCUUAAUGUUUAUGCUGAAAUGGAGAAAGAGUUGGCUGGCAAAGGCGAAUCAUACCGCAUCAACUAUGCAAAAUAUGAGAUGAAAAAGUUAGUGGGAGCAUAUUAUGAAGAAGCAAAGUGGUUUUAUAAUCGUUGUACUCCAAAGUUUGAGGAGUACAUGAAGGUUGCACUUAUAACGGGUGCUUAUAUGAUGCUAUCAACAACUUCUUUGGUAGGCAUGCAAGAAGAUUUUGUAACUAAAGAGGCGCUUGAUUGGGUGUGUAAGGAGCCAUUAAUUACUCGAGCUGCAUCAGUUAUUUGUAGAUUAAUGGAUGAUAUGGCUGGGCAUGAGUUUGAGCAGCAAAGAGGGCAUGUAGAUUCGGCUGUGGAAAGCUACAUGAAACAAUACAAAAAGUCUAAAGAAGAGACUUUUAACGAGUUUCAUGAACGAGUCAACAACGCAUGGAAAGACAUUAAUCAAGAAUGUCUUAAGCCAACUGUUUUUCCCAUGCCUAUACUCAUCCGAGUUGUCAACCUUGCAAGAGUUAUAGAUUUGUUGUAUAAAGAUGGAGAUACAUAUACACAUUCCACUACCGAGCUUAAAGCAGCCAUUACCUCAGUGUUGAUUGAUCCAAUCCCAUAUGAAUCUUCAUCUUCAAAAUAAAAAUGAAAAUGAAUCUACCAUCAUAUAUCUUGAAAGCGGUGAUCGAUGUUGCUUUAUGCAUGUUCCCUAGUAACUUUCAAGGUUGGAUUUGUAGGAAUUUCAAAAUAAGACAUGUAUCCUAUUAACAAAGGUGUUUGUAUGUGGUUAUUGUGGUGUAUGAAUUUUAAUUUUAUUACCCAAUAUUUUCAUCUAUCAA
This is a messenger RNA of Ipomoea nil (Japanese morning glory), 1956 nucleotides long. Its product is annotated as (-)-germacrene D synthase-like. The transcript is spliced from 7 exons. The record is from RefSeq and is a predicted model, not a curated record. Lineage: Eukaryota; Viridiplantae; Streptophyta; Magnoliopsida; Solanales; Convolvulaceae. Gene Ontology annotation, molecular function: magnesium ion binding; terpene synthase activity. The coding region runs from base 45 to 1760 and encodes 571 amino acids. Gene Ontology annotation, biological process: diterpenoid biosynthetic process.